Molecule: messenger RNA, 10375 nt
Organism: Drosophila biarmipes
Lineage: Eukaryota; Metazoa; Arthropoda; Insecta; Diptera; Drosophilidae
Gene: unc-13
Product: protein unc-13 homolog B
Exons: 24
Coding region: 211-9753 (3180 amino acids)
Biological process (GO): neuromuscular junction development; synaptic vesicle maturation; synaptic transmission, glutamatergic
Cellular component (GO): presynaptic membrane; presynaptic active zone cytoplasmic component; neuromuscular junction
Molecular function (GO): syntaxin-1 binding; diacylglycerol binding; phospholipid binding
Source: RefSeq, a predicted model, not a curated record
GUAGCUCCGUAAAAACGAAGCUAGGCGCAACAAAGAAGAAUUUAUUAAGUUGCAGUAUACAUUUCAACGUUUUUCAAACCACAUCAUUGCACAAAUAAUUGUACAUAUGUAUAUAAGCAUUCAGUGUUUCAGAAGUUAUCGUUGAUUAUCGGAUUAAGCGUUAGAAACAUUUAAGAACUGAUUUUAAAAACGGUUCGACAAGCCUAUACGAUGAACACAUCUCAGCCGCUGGGCCAAGGGAUUCCAAAAGAGAAAAGCCAGUUCCAAAAGCGGGACUCAAAACCCAACACCGAGGAAAGGUUUGCCUUCGCAGAAAAUGCUUUAAGGAGCCAGAUUCAAAUAAAGGAACAGUUGCGGCACCAACAACAAUCAACUAUGUAUGCGACGUCACUAGCCAACACUCCAGCUGCCGCAUCAGUUGAAGCACAAUUCCUAAAUCAACCAACAGAAAGACCCAACUACCCGCUGAGGGUGAAUUCUCUCCACCAUAAAAACCUGACCGCAGCUGAAAAACAACAAUCGCAAAUGCAACCACCAAUAUGUAAGUCGCCUAUGGGUAUGGAUGCGUCUUAUUCCAGUUACCAAAACACCAAUGGUAGCAUGGUGUCCAUAAAAAGUGAACAGCAGUUGUGUCAAAUAUACAAUUCGCAGCAACACUCCGAUUACAUUAUUUCGGAUUAUAUGGAUAAAAUUGCUACGCGGAUUAGUUUACUUGAAACAGAGUUAAAGUUUGCUUGGCGUGCAUUGGACUUGCUUUCUACAGAGUAUGGAAAGAUUUGGGUUCGUUUGGAGAAGCUUGAAAACAUAUCAAUAGAACAACAGUCUGUGGUUAGUAAUCUUAUGGACCUUAUCGGAGCAGCAAAUCAAGAACAGCAGCAAAGCGAUUUUGAAGGACUAGACUAUCCUUUAUUUCAGGAUGAAGAUCAAUUGUUACCAUUGGUAAUGAACGAUACUAUGGGAUUAGCCAUGGUCUUAGAGGCCGAGCAAUCUGAUCCUGAUUAUAAUAAAGAACUACAUUUUGGAGAUCAUAAUCACACUGUAGAAACAGAGCUUAAGAAGGUUCGCGACUCUGAUGUAUUUUUAAAUUCAACUUGUGCAUUAAAUUCUAACAACCCUUAUCUUAAUAUUGAUUUGAAUGAUGAAGGAUUGAGCACAGCAACAUCAAAAAGAGAAUCAAGAAUAAAACUUUACUCAGAAUCCAACCUUAUCUUGUAUGAACAGCAGCAAUUUCUGGCAAAUAAUGCACGUGCCGAACUUAUGAAGGAAUUUAUAAAUGGACGUAGAGUUUUAAAUGAGAUUUCGGCAUCCUCUGGUGCAUCCUCUAAAAUCUACAGAAAAUCUGAUAAUGUAACACAGCCAAGAGAAAGACUCAAAAAUAACCAAUCAUGUAUCGAUAUAGAUGAGGAUGACAUAAGACAAACGAGCAACGAACUUGAUAGCCUUAUCGAAGAUGUUAAGUUUUUUCGAUUAGCAGCCUCUAAAACCGGUGAGGGAGGAAACCAAGUAUUACCCAUUGAAGAUACCGGAGGAACGGCAAACACAUCUAAUGUCAAUGAAAUGAACGAAUCCUUUUACAAAAAACUCAACGAGGCAUAUCGUGACAAUGACUUGAGUUCUGAGAUUUGUAAGGUGGAUGCAUUGCUCCAACAGUCUACCCACGAACAAGUUUCAGCAAUCAAUGGCCACUUAGUUUCUUCCUUAGACUGUAAUAAUCAGAAAGAGAACGGUGCUACAAAUGUGAAGGAAACUGCUGAGACCAGUCUCAUGGGGCGGCAGCCAAUCAACAAUUUUAGUAAAGAGUCAAGAAAACAUCGGAAAAAAAAGCAUCAUACAAACGAAAUGGACAUGAUAAAUAAAUUGAAAUGUAUCCUUGCACAAGCACAAUCUUCACAGAUUACUAACAACGAUACUGCUGAACUGGGUACUGAACUCUUUGGAAUGGGUAAUACAAUUGAAGCUGCAGCCGACCAGACACAGAAUGGGUUAGAAAAUCUUCGACCAACUAGUGUCAACUAUAUUAGUGAUGACAUCCGACAAAUUUUGGAUAAUGUAACAGAGACUUUAAUAGAGGAAAUAAACAAAAUUCCAGGUCUUCAAUCGUUAAAUGCAUCACAAAUUAGUCAGCUACGCAACACAGUAUGGUCAGAGGAAAAGUUUUUUCAAAAACUCAGUCAAGUCGAUAAAAAAUUGGCUCUUCUCUUACUUAACCCGAUAACUUUAUCUGAAGAAUUACGAAGGCUUCGCAUUACGAGUUCGAAUGAACAAUUUGUUAUUGUAAUGAAAAAGUUCAAUAAAAAUAUUGACACUUUAAAAAAAUUAGUUGGUAGCUCACUGGACGAUUUUAAAAAGGACAAAGCGCGAGCAAAUACGAUCUCAUCACAAAAUCUCUAUCAAACUCUUACAUCCAAUGGUUGUAGUUUUAGUGCACAUUUAUUGAGAAAUAAUUCGGAUCUAGAUGAACAGCUAAAGAUUCUCGAGACUCAAGAGAUUGAAAUUAACCGCAAAAAGAAAAUAGACCAAAUUGUAAGCGGGCUUGCUGAAGAAGUACACAAACCUUUCACCUCGGAUAUUGAAUAUAAAAGCAAUUACAGUUAUAUAAACUCAACAGAUGAAGAUAGAAGUUUUACAAAAAAUAUUUACAAUGAGGAUGAGUACAUAAAGUCUUUAAAGAAGAGUCUGGAGCGUCACAACAGUAUGAUUUUUCUACUUCAUUUACAAAAUCCUGAGAAACACAAAGUGUCGGCUGAUAUGAAUGAUGCAAUAAUGGAUGCAAGCCGAUCUAGUCAUAGUCCUCCACCACCGGCUCCCAGCGAUAUACUUACCUUAAACGAGGCUGUAAAUCAACUCAGUGGAGAUAUUGACCCACAUCAACAAAAGAAUGCGAAAUCAGAUUCGGGCCUAUCGUCGAUGAGCGGUUGGUCACCCAAUUCCCCAGUAUCAGCUGGAAUUCAAAACUGCAACUUUUUCUGUAAUAACGCCGUAGAGAAAAAAAUGAAAGAUACAUUGCAAACGUACCCUUCAUUGCCUCUAGCUGGAAGUUCAAGUUUUAAUAGUUUACCGGCCAACUAUGAUAAAAUAAAUAUUAGUAAGCAGAAUGAUUACGUUAUAUCAGAAGAAAACUUCAACUAUAUUCAAGAGCUUUCUAAAAAUUUACCCAUUUGCUCUGCUUAUGAAAAUAAGUCAAUCUUUAAUAUGAAUUCUGACAUAAACGAAAUCGAAAAAUGUUCAACAGUUGACGAAAUGCUAGAAUGGGACCAUAUCAAUGAACUAAAUAAAAAAAAAUUUUCAAACGAAAGAUUAAAUUCUGACCGUAUGCCAGACCUGCUGACUAUCCAAGCACAAAAGUCUUCUUUAAAUGAAAAUCAUGAAAUUGCUGAACGGCUACUAAAUGUAAACAUUUCAAAGUACAGCCGUGGUGAAGCAUCUGUGGAUCCUGAAAAAUCGCAGCAUAAAGCCAGCACACCUUAUUUGACAGAUAGGCUUGUAUUCUAUCCGUCAUCCAACUCGAUUACCGAUUACAACAGCAGCAAUAAUUUGGAUUAUUUAGGUCAACAAAAUCAAGUUCGUUUCUUUAAGGAAUCCGGAAAUGUACCAAUUGUUUCACUCCCACCGCUUCAUCUUGAGUCUAAUGCUAACAAUUAUUCCGAAGCUCAGGUGUCUGUUUCUUUUAGCCUAACCAAUUCAAGGCAAUCACAGCACGGCUAUGAAUUUGUUUCUAGUGUAAAUUCUGCCGAUUCAUCUGUCUAUGCUAAAAACCACCAACAGUUUGUAACAAGACAUUCGCCUGCUAAGCCACUAAAGGUGUGGAAUAAGCUAAAUACCCUUUUAAUAGGUAAUCUAAAGCUUAAGCGUACAUCGAAGUUUAAUCGAUCGCAGUCUUUACCCGGUGAUGUGCAAAGUCAAGGCAAUCAAAGACAGCCUCGUGGCCAGGCAGGGUCGUGUCCGUUAAUUUCGCACAAGCGGUCCAACGUAAGCGGAAGCCAGGUUCAAUUAUCCAAAAGAUUACAAAAGCUACCAAUGCGUCUUAUUCGAAGAGCGACAGGAGUCCCAUUCGUGCGGCGGCUGUCCCAUCCCGACUCUCCUGUUUUAUUAGGUUCCGAUUCAGGUGAACCUACUCCAAGUGAUACUGAUACAGACAAAAAGUCACUUUCGUCGAAAAUGAAUAACCUAGUGAAAAGGGCGAAGACUUACAAACGGCACAACUCUCUUCUGCGCCGCGGCUGUAACCUGUCGGACUCUGAAUUAGAUAUGCCGGACUUUACUCCAUCGGAUAACGAUAAAAGCUCUAUAACCGGAAGUAAAAUUUUAAGAAAUCAUUUCGAGGAUGAAGUGGAUGAAGAUUUUGACCAAUCCACCUGUGCCUAUGAGGAUAACAAGGAAUUGGGUGGUUCAAUGGAGGAGUUAAAGGACAGUAUGCCACAUAAUUUGUUUGCUGUUCUAGGCGACCUCAAAAAAGUUCAAAGCCCCACAACAACUAUUGCUGUCUCGGCGACAAUUCCCGUUAAGAACAGUUCCAUUACAAAUAGUAAUAAAAUAAGCACUCUGGAAAAUGUAACCAUUAAAAUGCCAGAGAUUCUCUUGGAGACAAAAUCACAGGCGUGCCUUCAAAAACUGAACUCAGUUUAUGCUGACGACUUUGGCGAUGAGAACGUACUUGGAAACUCGGUCAGCAUGGAUGCGAAUGUCCCCACCCUAAGCAUUCUGGAAACAACUGAAGAUGUCGGGGAUACAGCAUUAAGUACAUUCCUGACAACGCCAACAGCAACAACAACAACAACAGUCCCUCGUAAUCUCAGUUCCAAUGGUGUUUUGUGGGUCACGCAGCAGUGUUUAGACCUUCCAAACAAUACUGGCUAUGGGUCGCGGGAAGAUGACGAUAAUCGAAGCCAGCAUUCUGCUCGCACUCUCUCUUCUUCGCGCAGGCAAAGCACUGAGGAUAGCAUAGACACAGACGACGAAUACUUUUAUUAUGAGCUUCGGCAGCUGGAGGAGCAGGAACAGCGCUGUGCGGAACUUUCUGGAAUUGCAUCUGCCGAAUCGCAUGAUGAUAACGAGGUGCUAUUUUCCCAGAUAGGGCAACUUGUCCAAAACGAUUUUAACGGAGGAGCCCGAUGUCGAUCUGAUGUCUGUGAAAAUGACCUAGAAACUAUUAAUUUUUCUCCAAGUGAAAGUGUGAAGUUACGGAUGUCUGAAGUAUUUAUUGAGCUUAAAAGCGUCGUUAAAUUACAGUCAGACGUAUUUGCUGACGCUGCUGUUAAAGAGUUGGUUGUUGCAAAGGCAGCAGGUGAAAAAUUUGCGGCAGUAUGUGACAUGCAUAGUGCUUGGCAGGACGUAAACGGCGAUUUCCAAGAGACAGCCUCAGAAAUGGAUUCGACUGACGAUGCCGAGAUCGAAAAUAAAAACCAUCGAAAGUUGCGACGAUUAAAGAAAACACGCGAUCGAAAUGUUAAUAUUUCUGACGAUGCAGCCAGUUCAAGUUCGUCAUGCCUUUCUGAAAAUGAAUGUGAACACAAGAGUAAAAAUAGACCUAUUGAUCAUUGUAUUAAUAAAUCCGAUGGAGAAAAGGAUGAAAUAAAUAGACCAAUCAAAUCGACGGCUUCUAGUGAGACAUCUGGACCUGAUACGCCGGCAGAGAUAAGCGAUGUUGAGAUAAGCGAGACAGAAAAUGAUCUGAGAGAUGAUGGAAACCCAUUGCUUGACAAUCCAGAGUUUCUAUUGGAUGUAAAUGAAAAAUCGAAUCCACAAUCUGGAAACAAUUUAAAAAAAGAGGCCCUAGAACCGGCUCAGAGUAAUAUGCAGUCAAUGGAGAAUAUUAAAACCGAACCAGUUCCACCUAACACCCCUAAAAUGUUAAUUAGUCAAGAAUCAGAUUUUGAUGGAUCCCAGGUUAUAGGUAGCAAUGGUGAAGCGGGUCUUGGCAGUAGCAAGUGGAAAUUAUUAAAAACUUUAAAGGAGCGCAAGAUCGAGGAGAAAAAUAAUCAAGAUAAAAUUAAAGAAGAUGAAAUGACCAAGGACAGGGAGAAGAAUGGCGGUGGUACUGGAGAUAUUGGAUUACGUACCAAUGGACAUCCUGGUGACAAUCCUUUCUACAGUAAUAUUGACAGCAUGCCGGAUAUUCGGCCUCGCAGAAAAUCAAUUCCCCUUGUUUCUGAGCUGGUUCUCAAGACAAUGGCUGCUACAAAACGAAAUGCUGGACUUACAUCUGCUGUUCCACGUGCAACGCUUAACGACGAAGAACUGAAAAUGCAUGUAUACAAAAAAGCUCUGCAGGCUCUAAUCUACCCUAUAUCAUCAACUACGCCCCACAACUUUUUAUUAUGGACGGCAACAUCACCUACGUACUGCUACGAAUGUGAGGGUCUUCUGUGGGGGAUAGCGCGACAAGGAGUGAGAUGCACUGAGUGCGGUGUAAAGUGUCAUGAAAAGUGUAAAGACCUGCUGAACGCUGAUUGCCUUCAGCGAGCUGCCGAAAAAAGCUCAAAACACGGUGCAGAGGACAAGGCUAAUUCAAUCAUCACCGCGAUGAAAGAGCGAAUGAAACAACGUGAGCGGGAAAAGCCAGAAAUAUUCGAGUUGAUAAGAGCCGUAUUCAGCGUUGAGGAGAAGAGUCACACUGGUCAUAUGAAGGCUGUCAAACAAAGCGUCCUGGAUGGCACAAGCAAAUGGUCUGCCAAGAUAGCGAUCACAGUGAUUUGUGCUCAAGGCCUGAUAGCGAAGGAUAAAAGCGGUACCAGUGAUCCAUAUGUGACGGUGCAGGUUAGCAAGGUGAAAAAACGAACGCGAACAAUGCCACAGGAACUUAACCCUGUGUGGAACGAGAAGUUUCACUUCGAGUGCCACAACUCCUCAGACCGUAUAAAAGUUCGAGUUUGGGACGAAGAUAAUGAUCUUAAGUCAAAACUUCGUCAGAAACUAACUCGAGAGUCGGACGAUUUUUUGGGCCAAACAAUUAUUGAGGUUCGUACACUUUCUGGCGAAAUGGAUGUUUGGUACAAUUUGGAGAAGCGCACAGAUAAAUCCGCUGUGUCAGGCGCCAUACGGCUUCAUAUAUCUGUUGAAAUAAAGGGCGAGGAGAAGGUAGCUCCUUAUCAUGUACAAUAUACCUGCUUGCACGAGAAUCUGUUUCAUUAUCUUUGUGAAGAAAAUAGCGGAAUGGUUAAGUUGCCAACUCAAAAAGGAGACGAUGCUUGGAAAUUAUAUUUUGAUGAAAUUCCUGAAGAGAUUGUGGACGAGUUUUCUAUGCGGUAUGGAAUCGAGAAUAUUUAUCAAGCUAUGACGCACUUCCAUUGCCUAUCUGCCAAAUACCUGUGUCCCGGAGUACCAGCUGUAAUGAGUACCCUGUUGGCAAAUAUAAACGCGUAUUAUGCUCAUACGACUGCUUCUUCAGCUGUGUCGGCCAGUGAUCGCUUUGCAGCCAGCAAUUUUGGGAAAGAAAAAUUUGUGAAAUUGUUGGACCAGUUGCACAACUCUCUAAGAAUCGAUUUGUCAAUGUACAGAAACAACUUUCCUGCGUCGAGCCCAGAAAAGUUAAUGGAUCUCAAAUCUACAGUCGAUUUAUUGACCAGCAUAACAUUUUUCCGGAUGAAGGUACAAGAACUAUCAAGUCCACCGAGAGCUAGUACGGUUGUCAAAGACUGUGUUAAAGCAUGCCUGAGAUCAACCUACCAGUUCUUAUUUGAGAACUGCUACGAACUUUACAACAGAGAAUUUCAGGUUGACCCCAAUGAAGCAAAACGUGCUCCGGACGAUCAUGAACCUAAACUGGAUAGCGUUGACUUCUGGCACAAGCUAAUAGCUUUAAUCGUAUCGGUUAUAGAUGAAGAUAAGAACAGUUAUGGAGCCGUUUUAAACCAAUUUCCCCAGGAACUAAAUAUUGGCCAGUUAUCAGCAUCCUCCAUGUGGCAUCUUUUCGCUGUCGACAUGAAGUACGCACUUGAAGAGCACGAGCAGCACCGUCUAUGCAAGUCGUCGGCUUAUAUGAAUCUUCACUUUAGAGUUAAAUGGCUAUAUAGUAACUACGUUAAAGAGGUGCCUCCCUACAAAGGUGCCGUCCCCGAUUACCCAGCAUGGUUCGAGCCUUUUGUGAUGCAGUGGCUUAAUGAGAAUGACGAUGUGUCACUGGAAUACCUUCACGGCGCAUUUAAACGUGACAAAAAAGACGGGUUUCAAAAGAGCAGCGAACACGCGCUUUUUUCAAAUUCGGUUGUCGACGUCUUUACGCAAUUGACGCAAUGUUUCGAUGUUGUUAGCAAACUCGAGUGUCCUGAUCCAGAAAUUUGGAAACGUUACAUGAGGCGUUUUGCUAAAACAAUCGUAAAAGUGCUUAUAGCUUAUGCGGAUAUUGUAAAAGUAGAGUUUCCAGAUCAUAUGAAGGAUGAAAGAAUUGCUUGCAUACUUAUGAACAAUAUUCAACAACUAAGGGUGCAAUUGGAAAAAAUGUUUGAGUCUAUGGGAGGAGAUAAGCUAGAGGAGGAUGCAGCCAAUAUUUUGAAAGAGCUUCAACAGAAUCUUAACUCGGCGUUGGACGAUUUGGCAUCACAAUUUGCUAUCAGUUUGGAGCCACGGAUAACUCAGUCGGUGAGAGAACUAGGUGACAUGCUGCUUUCUAUUAAGGGAGGUAGUGGAACUCUGGCGGCUGGUAACCUAGCAGCCCAAAGGAACGCCGUCGCCGUUGAAGCAGAUGAAGUUUUAAGACCGCUCAUGGAUUUGCUCGAUGGUUCUUUAACACUUUAUGCACAGUCAUGUGAAAAAACAGUACUGAAGCGAUUACUAAAAGAGCUAUGGAAAAUCGUAAUGCGAAUAUUAGAGAAAACCAUUGUUCUACCACCAAUGACUGAUAAAACCAUGAUGUUUAAACACCUUACUGAUAAUGCCAAAAAUUUAGCAUCCAAUGCAAAAAUUGAAGACAUGGGAAGAUUGUUCAAGUCGCAUAUGGCAGGCAAACAAGAUGUCAAAAGUGCCCUUAGCGGUGUAAUGGACAUAUCGAAGGAAGUCGAAAAAAAUUUGUCACCAAAACAAUGUGCCGUUCUUGACGUUGCCUUAGAUACAAUAAAACAAUAUUUCCACGCCGGUGGCAAUGGACUGAAAAAGACAUUUCUAGAAAAAUCCUCCGAACUGCAAAGUCUACGUUACGCUCUCAGUUUAUAUACGCAAAUGACCGACACCCUAAUCAAAACGUUUAUAUCUAGCCAAGUCCACGAGGUUGAUCCUGAAAACGCAGAGGAAAGUGUCGGUGAAAUUUCUGUGCAAAUAGACUUGUUUUCCCAUCCUGGUACUGGCGAACAUAAAGUGAAUGUGAAAGUCGUUGCUGCUAAUGAUCUUAAAUGGCAAAUACCGUCAGGAAUGUUUCGUCCAUUUGUUGACAUUAAUCUAAUCGGACCACACCUGCAAGAAAAAAAACGAAAAUUCGCUACAAAGUCAAAAUCCAACAACUGGUCACCCAAAUACAACGAAUCUUUUAGCUUCACCAUUGGAAAUGAAGAGCAGCUAGACUUCUUUGAGUUGCACAUUUGCGUUAAGGACUAUUGUUUUGCACGUGACGAUAGACUUGUAGGCGUUGCUGUAAUUCCACUAAAAGAUAUAUCGGAAAAGGGCUCCGUCGCAUGCUGGUUACCUUUAAUGAGGCGUAUUGAAAUGGACGAGACGGGUUGGACCAUUUUACGAAUCUUGUCACAACGUAAUAAUGAUGAAGUAGCCAAGGAAUUUGUUAAGCUAAAAUCGGAAAUAAGGCAGGAGCCAACAAUGGGCACCUAAGUAUGGCAUCCCGUACUACCCAAUCUCUAGAACUACACCAACAAUGUUAAAUAUUACAAAAAUUUAAUUUUACAGAACAACUUUACCUUUAUUUAUUUUAUUUAAUUUUUUUAUUAUGAACAGCUUUCUCAUAUAAAAAAAGUCAUACACAAAUUAUAAAAUAUAGUUAUAAUUCCUCAAUCUUUGAAAACUAUGUAUGUUAUAAAAGAAAGGCUCUGUAACGUUUAGAUUUUUAUCGUGAAUCUGUCACGUUUAAGAAAUGGCCCACACCAAAUAUCCAACGUUUAUUUAAAUUCGCAAUCACACACAAAAAUGAUCAUGCUACCUUCUGGCAAUACAUAUUUAUGUACGUCUCUACAUUUGUACAUAAUGCUGUCCAGUUGCAGACAUAUUUCAUUUUGAAAUUCAUUUUUCAUAUGUAUAUUUAAAACUCACUAAACGCACAUUCCUAUUUGUGUAAAUAAGUACCUGUACAAAUAUUAAUUGGAAUUUCUCGAAAACAUUUGUUAAAGAUACAUACUUCACAAAAAAUCUAAGUCCAUGUGAAUUUUUAUUUUUUUCUAUUGCAAUAAAAUUAAAAUAGUAGUUAAAAUGUCAAAAUAAAUAUCAACACUUCAUCAUA